AUGUUAACAGGAGGACAAGCCCGAUUGGUUAACAGUGUAAGACGACUGUACUCGUCGAGUACGGAUAUUCUGCGGCGGUUUCCGGACCUCAGACCGUCCGACGUGCUGAGCAACGGCCGUCCCGACUACGUCAAGAUGAUCUUAACGUCUCGAGUGUAUGACAUUAUUGACGAAUCGCCGAUCACCACGGCCUCGUCUCUGUCUGUCAAGACCAACUCUACCGUCAUUCUCAAGAGAGAGGACCUGCUUCCUGUUUUUUCGUUCAAGCUCCGUGGUGCUUACAACAUGAUCGCUCAUUUAUCAGACGAGCGGAAAAGCAAGGGAGUUAUUGCAUGUUCUGCCGGAAACCAUGCGCAGGGAGUUGCGUUUUCCGCCAAGCAGAUCGGUAUUCCUGCCACAAUUGUGAUGCCUGUGGCUACUCCAUCGAUCAAGUUUAAAAACGUGAGCAGAUUGGGUUCCAGAGUGGUUUUGUAUGGUGACGAUUUCGAUUCUGCCAAAGCAGAGUGCGAGAGACUCACAGUCGAGCAAGGAAUGACCAACAUUCCUCCUUUUGAUCAUCCAUAUGUGAUUGCUGGUCAAGGAACUAUUGGUAUGGAGCUGUUGAGACAGAUCAAGAGCAACAAGCUGAGUGCUGUUUUCGUUGCUAUUGGAGGAGGAGGGCUGAUUGCCGGUAUCACGGCUUAUUUGAAGCGACUUGCUCCGCACGUCAAGAUCAUUGGUGUGGAGACGUUCGACGCCGACGCGAUGAGACAGUCGCUCGAGAAGGGCGAGAGAAUUAGACUCGAUUCUGUUGGUGGUUUUGCAGACGGAACCGCAGUCAAGAUCGUUGGAGCAGAGACGUUUGCUGUCUGUCAGGAGUUUGGUGUUGACGAAAUAGUCCGUGUCAACACCGACGAGAUCUCGGCUGCCAUCAAGGACGUGUUUGAAGACACCCGGUCUGUUUUGGAGCCAUCUGGAGCUCUCACGGUUGCAGGUCUGAAAAGAUAUGUGGAAAACCACCCGGAGAUCGACCAUUCCACACAGACAUACGUUCCUGUUCUUUCUGGAGCCAACAUGAACUUCGACAGACUGAGAUUUGUCAGCGAGAGAGCCGUUCUUGGUGAAGGUAAGGAGGUUUUCCUCACUGUUCAAAUUCCAGACAGACCAGGAACGUUUAAGCAGCUAAACAAGAUCAUUGAUCCCAGAAAUGUGACCGAGUUCUCUUAUAGAAUUUCUGUGGAUUCUGAAGAGACCGGUUUGGCUAACAUCUUCACUUCUUUCUCCGUUAUUGACAAAAAUAAGGAAACCGCUAAAGUUUUGAAAGAAUUGGAAGAGGUCGGAUUCAAGGCCUACGACCUCACAGACAACGAGAUGGCCAAGAGUCAUGGAAGAUACCUUGUGGGAGGUAAAGUGCAUGUUCCUGGCGAGCGGAUCAUUUCGUUCGAGUUCCCAGAUCGUCCUGGUGCCCUGACCAAGUUUUUGUCCUCCAUGGAGAUGAAUUGGAAUUUGACCUUGUUCCAUUAUCGUAACCAUGGCGAUGAUGUUGGCAAGGUUUUGGCGGGUAUUUGUGUUCCUGAAGAGGACAAUGCCAAGUUCGACAAGUUCCUGAACGAAUUGGGCUACAAAUAUAAUGAGGAGACCGACAACUUGGUUUUCAAGACUUUCUUAACUAGACUGUACCAUAACAUUCCCAAAGAGGAAAGAAUACUAACUGUUGCAAAUGGGGGUGUUACCAAACCAAAGCGGCGGCCAGCUGAGGAUUUGAACCCGGCCAGACUCUCCACGGUAUUCAACACUAUACCCCCCGAUCCCAACGCCAGAGUGUUGUUUUGUCUUUCUUCAACGCAUUUCCCAUUGAAUCUACCCUUUGAGACUUUUGAACUGCUCAAAGACCGUUCUUUGGACCUCAAGAACGUCACUUUUGUUCUCACUAUGGCAGACAAGAUCUUGGAACAAGACACUGCCCUGCAUCUCGACCAACAACAACACAUCUUCCACCACUCGCUCAACAAAUACCUUUCUCUGCGCUCGUCAGAAGUCAUAGAUCGUGCCAACGUCGCCGUCACAAGCACUCACCACCCUGAAUCCAUCACCCGACUGUUUGAAAAAUUGAUCCAGUCGGAGAAAAACGUCACCUACUAUGUCGUUGGCGAAACAAACACAGGAAAGAGCACGCUUGUACAGAAACUGUUGAUCGAGGGAAAAGAUUUCCUGGAGUCUCCAGCUGUCCCCAAAGCGUCGCCUAAAGCCUGUACCACAAGAAAUAACCAUACAUAUAUCAGUCCAUCUUUUGGACUAUCGUUUGUGGAUACUCCGGGGUUUGUUCCCAAAUCCAACAGCAUUUACCAGGUUUUGCGGCCAACUUUCCGCAUAAACGUCUUGAACCAGGCAACACUGAACAAUAUUCGCCGGGUUCACUUCCGAUCCAGACCAAAAGGUAAAACCGUGGGGAUGGGACCUUUUCUUGCAUUGCAACUAGCUACGGAUUGGCAAUUGAUAUAUUUCAAGAAGUCCAUGUGGGGGCCAAGAAAAAGAUACAAGUCUUUCUAUUUGUGGAAACGAGCCAUGACUACUGGAAGGUAUGUGUUUGACUGCGAAUGGACCUAUUACAAGAUUGCCAAGUGUGAGCAUCCAUGUGAUCUGAUUGUGAGCAACGCUGGACUUGUCAGAUUAGAACAAAUCCCCGAAAACAUUGUGGCUUGCGUGCCUACAUGCGUGGAUAUUAUUCAGAGGGUAUAUACUCCCGAAGGAGAGGUUUUCAUUUGCUCCUCCCACGGCGGCCAUAGCCAGAUACGAGAACAUCCACAAGACACCGAAACCUCCUUUCCAACUUUUGUUCAUUGGGAUUUGGAAAGCUGCGUUCAAACAACUGUAACCAAGAGAAACGAGCAAGAAGGUGACCUGGGACUGCACCAUUCUGUACCCAAUAUAGCUUUUUGGUUUCAGAUGCGAGGCAACAUUUUGGUUCAGUUUCUGGAACCAUGUGACCUGGAAAAAGGUGAUGAUGAUAAUGUAGAUAAGACCCACUUGAAGAGGUGCCAAGACCACGGUGUUGGUGACCUUCUUUCCGUCAAUGUACUCGACGGUUGGGGUAUUUGUAAGAAUAGAUGUGUUUUGCAGCUUAGCAAACUGGUCUGGUGUAAGACUUGGCUUGACAAACUGGUUUUGUCCGUUCAAGUCUCUUCCUGUUUCGUAAUAGCAUCUGACCAAAGACGAGGUGUUGAGGUCGGACCCGUUUUCAAUGGCCUCGACCAGUUGACGAGAAACGUCGUUACUGGAAACGUAGAUAGCAGCCCAGUAUUUCUGUUUGUACACCUUGUCGACGAUUUCGUCGUCGCUAGUGAAGUUGUGUGGCUCCCAUCCAAGAAGGGUUUCCAGUUCCGGCAACUGGAUGGUUUCGAGAAUGGCCUGCGACAACGGAUAGUCGGAAUUAUUAACAUCGGCACCUUGCUCAAUAGCAACCAAGACCUUCAAGUUGACAAACCGGUUCUGACGACCAUACAUGGACCCCCAGUAGAUGGAAAAGGCGCUUAA
This is a messenger RNA of Ogataea philodendri, 3513 nucleotides long. RefSeq lists its product as uncharacterized. The record is from RefSeq and is a predicted model, not a curated record. Gene Ontology annotation, biological process: L-threonine catabolic process. Gene Ontology annotation, molecular function: GTP binding; pyridoxal phosphate binding; threonine deaminase activity. The transcript has 4 exons. Bases 1 to 3513 code for a protein of 1170 amino acids. Lineage: Eukaryota; Fungi; Ascomycota; Pichiomycetes; Pichiales; Pichiaceae.